Entrophospora candida is the source of this 1290-nucleotide messenger RNA. Lineage: Eukaryota; Fungi; Glomeromycota; Glomeromycetes; Entrophosporales; Entrophosporaceae. The record is from the annotation of a GenBank genome assembly.
AUGCUCGAGAAAUUCCAUGUUGUUUAUAAAAAUUUUAAUUUUUCAAAAAAUUAUAUAAAUUUUAAUUUAUAUUGUAAUUAUAACAAGAAUUUGAUAAAACCCUUUACAACUUCCACGAUAUCUCAAAUUACCAAUUCGAUUAAUGCAACUAUUAACUCAAAUUCAAAAGCACAUGGCAAACAUAAACCAUACAUACAGCCAGAUUUCUCUGUGGAUUAUUUAAUAAUAGGUGGUGGGGUUGUUGGAUUAGCUAUAACAAAUCGUUUGUCUUCAACUCGUAAAAACAAAAGGAUUUUAUUGGUUGAGAAAAAUAGUAAAUUAGGUGAAGAAACUAGUUCAAGAAAUAGUGAAGUAAUACACGCAGGGAUAUAUUAUCCAAAUAAUAGCCUAAAAACAAAACUAUGUAUACGAGGAAAACAACUACUCUAUGAAUUAUUAUCCUCAUCCUAUUUAUUACCAUAUAAAAGAAUAGGAAAAUGGAUAGUUGCUCAGAAUGAAGAUUCGCAAAUCAAUUAUUUACAUCAACUGAAAAAAAAAUCAGAUGAUUUGGGUGUAACAACUUAUUUUCUCUCGCAAUCAGAAAUACAAUCUCAAGAACCAUUCGUUAAUGCCAAAGAAGUUUUAGUAUCCCCCACAACUGGUAUAUUUGACUCACAUAAAUUUAUUGAAUGGUUGGAAUGCAAAAUUCUAGAAAAAAAUUAUCAAAAUGAUGAUAACAGUAGUAAUAGUUGCGAUAUAAUCAAAAAAUCUAAAGUUGUAAAUAUCACUGCUGCAGUUAAUGAUGGUGACGGAUAUAUAGUAGAAAUAUUAAAUCCUGACGGUAACAAAACUUAUGUCCACUCAAAAAUAGUAAUAAACAGUGCUGGAUUAUUUUCAGAUAAAAUAGCAAAUUUAUUAAUGCCAAAAGAACAUCAUUAUAAAUUGUAUCAUGCUAAAGGUCAUUAUUACGCUUAUCGAUAUAAUAGCAGUGUAUCAACUGUCAAUAUAAAAGUUAACCAUCUAAUCUAUCCUAUUCCACCAAAAAAUUUGUCAUCUGUUGGAAUACAUUUAACAUUGGAUUUGGCAAAUAAAAUAAAAUUUGUUGUUCAAGCUUAUUUACCUCAUGUUAAAAAGGGAAAUUUGUUUGCUGAUUAUGCAGGAAUGAGGCCAAAACUUCAAGGACCAAAUGAACCAUUUAGAGAUUUUGUAAUUAAAGAAGAAAGUGAGCAUGGUUUAAAUGGAUUUAUAAAUUUGGUUGGUAUUGAAAGUCCUGGGUUGACUUCAUCUCUAGCAAUUGCUGAAAUGAUAGAU